AUGUGGGGAAGAAGAUCCAUUGCGCGAGCUGGCGUAGCAAUUGAAGCCCUCGGUCUCCCUGUCCGCCCUACCCCUCCUCUUUCUCGCGCACUACACCAACUUUCUCUCUCGCACUCCUCCCCUCGACUGCGACCUCGACUGCCAACACCUGCUGCUACACUAGAUCUGAGUUUCCCGCCAAUUAGACAUUGUUCCGCCGAAGUCCGCAUGAUGGCGUCUCAGGACAGAGAGACACUUCCUGACGUGGCGAAGCCUGUUAACUACCAUGUCUCUCUUUUCGACCUGCAGUUUGGUGGUUCAUGGGAAUACAAGGGUGCAUUAAAAAUCGAUCUCAAAGUCACCCAUGCUUCCAGCAAGAUUGUGUUGAACUCGAAGGAGAUUGAGGUACACGAUGCUGAAAUCUUGGGGAAAGACGGGAGUCAACUGGCCCGAGCAUCCGGCAUCACUUACGACAAGCAAUCUGAGCGUGUAUCUCUCGCUUUUCCCAAAGAGAUUGUGCCGGGAGACGUUGUGCUUUCUAUCAAUUUUACGGGUACCAUGAACAACGCCAUGGCCGGCUUUUACCGGUCAAAAUACAAGCCCGUUGGACAGCCAUCUCCCGACACCCCAAAAGAAGAUGACUUUUACUACAUGCUCAGCACUCAAUUCGAGUCUUGCGAUGCACGACGGGCCUUCCCUUGUUUCGAUGAGCCAAACUUGAAGUCCACUUUCGUUUUUGAAAUCGAAGUUCCCAAGGGACAGACAGCACUGAGCAACAUGCCUGUCAAAUCUGAAAGAGACGGCAACAAGCCCGGCUUGAAGUUUGUUACGUUCGAGCAGACGCCGGUCAUGAGCACCUAUCUCCUGGCAUGGGCAGUUGGUGACUUUGAAUACGUUGAGGCUAUGACUCAGCGCAAAUAUCAGGGCAAAAGUAUUCCUGUUCGAGUUUACACCACACGAGGCCUGCAAGAUCAAGCGCGAUUUGCACUGGAGUGUGCUCACCGCACCGUUGACUAUUUCUCGGAAGUCUUUGAAAUUGAGUACCCACUCCCCAAGGCUGAUCUCCUGGCCGUCCAUGAAUUUGCCAUGGGAGCGAUGGAAAAUUGGGGUCUUGUGACCUACCGAACGACUGCUGUUCUCUUCGAUGAAGGAAAAUCGGACAACCGUUACAAGAAUCGCAUUGCCUAUGUUGUAGCCCAUGAGCUCGCUCACCAGUGGUUUGGUAAUCUCGUCACCAUGGACUGGUGGAAUGAGUUGUGGUUGAAUGAAGGGUUCGCUACAUGGGUCGGUUGGUUGGCCGUUGAUCAUUUCUAUCCCGAGUGGAACGUCUGGUCCCAGUUUGUCGCUGAAGGUGUGCAACAAGCGUUUCACCUCGACUCGCUCCGCGCUUCUCAUCCCAUCGAAGUACCUGUUCGGAACGCUCUUGAAGUCGACCAGAUUUUCGACCAUAUCAGCUACCUGAAGGGAAGCUCCGUCAUUCGCAUGCUGAGUGUCCAUCUCGGCAGGGAGACUUUCUUGCGUGGAGUUGCAGACUAUCUCAAGUCACAUGCAUAUGGCAAUGCAACCACUAAUGAUCUGUGGUCCGCCUUGAGCAAAGCUUCCGGCCAAGACGUGCAUUCUUUCAUGGACCCCUGGAUUCGAAAGAUUGGUUUCCCGGUUGUCACUGUAGCAGAAGAACCUAGCCAGAUCAGCGUUAGCCAGAAUCGAUUCCUAUCUACUGGGGAUGCAAAGCCAGAGGAAGAUGAGACGAAAUGGUGGAUCCCUCUUGGUAUCAAAUCCGGAUCAAAAUUGGCUGAUGUUGACACCCGUGCUCUCACCGCGAAAUCCGAUACUAUUGGAGGAAUUGGCGAGGACACUUUCUAUAAGAUCAACAAGGAUUUGUCUGGGUUCUACCGCACCAACUAUCCUCCUAAGCAUUUGGAAAAACUGGGCCAGUCGCUUGAUCUUCUGAGCACCGAGGAUAAGAUCGGUCUGUUAGGUGAUGCCGCUGCUCUUGCAGUAUCUGGCGAAGGCACCACACCAGCCUUGUUGACUCUUCUGGAAGGGUUCAAGGAUGAAAGAAAUUACCUUGUCUGGUCCCAAAUCUCUGCGUCUCUGGCCAAUCUGCGUUCGGUAUUCUCCCAAAACGAAAAGGUUGCCGAGGGGCUAAAGCAGUUUACACGCAAAUUGGCUUCCCCGGCUGCAGAACAGAUUGGCUGGAAAUUCCAACCCAAUGAAGAUUAUCUCGUUGUGCAGCUUCGGAAGCUACUGGUUGGGAUGGCCUGCAAUGCGGGUCAUGAAGAAUUUGCCUUGGAGGCUAAGCGUCUCUUCGAUCUUUGGGCGACUGGAAAAGAUACUAAUGCCAUCCAUACGAAUUUGCGGUCAGUGAUUUUCAGCAUCAAUGUGUCAGAGGGCGGUCGUAAAGAAUAUGACGCCGUUAAAGAGGAGUAUCUACGGACUGACUCCGUGGACGGCAAAGAAAUUUGCCUAUCUGCACUUGGACGCACGAAGGAUGCUGCACUGGUGACGGACUACUUGGACUUCGUGUUUUCGGAUAACGUUGCUAUCCAGGACAUCCACAGCGGUGCCGCAUCUUUGGCCGCCAAUUCGAAGGUCCGACACCUACUGUGGCAGUACAUCAAGGACAAUUGGACUGCUGUCGAAACACGGCUGUCAUUUAACAACGUUGUGUUUGAGCGCUUUGUCCGCGUGGGUCUGUCCAAGUUUGCCGAUCACCAGAUCAGUGACGACAUUGCAGCCUUCUUCAAGGAUAAGGACACCGGUGCCUAUGACCGCGCACUCGUUAUUGUCUCGGAUAACAUUCGAACUAAUGCAUCCUACAAAGUGCGCGAGGAGACCGUGGUUCUGGAAUGGCUACAGGCUCAUGGUUAUGCUUGA
Molecule: messenger RNA, 2856 nt
Organism: Penicillium paradoxum
Lineage: Eukaryota; Fungi; Ascomycota; Eurotiomycetes; Eurotiales; Aspergillaceae
Product: M1 family metallopeptidase
Exons: 11
Coding region: 1-2856 (951 amino acids)
Biological process (GO): proteolysis; peptide catabolic process
Cellular component (GO): cytoplasm
Molecular function (GO): metalloaminopeptidase activity; zinc ion binding; peptide binding
Source: RefSeq, a predicted model, not a curated record